Molecule: messenger RNA, 330 nt
Organism: Ochotona princeps (American pika)
Lineage: Eukaryota; Metazoa; Chordata; Mammalia; Lagomorpha; Ochotonidae
Product: zinc finger protein 354A-like
Exons: 4
Coding region: 49-330 (93 amino acids)
Biological process (GO): regulation of DNA-templated transcription
Source: RefSeq, a predicted model, not a curated record
UUGCAGGCUGCACCUGUUCCCCCCCUCUUGGCUAGAUCCCAGGAGAAGAUGACUGGGAAGCAGAGGAAGACGAGGCCUGAGGUGUCCGUGACGUUUGAGGAUGUGGCUGUGCUCUUCACUCGGGACGAGUGGAGGAAACUGGACCCUUCCCAGAGAAGCUUGUACCAGGAUGUGAUGCUAGACAACUACAACAAUGUGCUCUCUCUGGGAGCAGGAUUCCCAUGUUCCAUGCCAAAGGUCAUCUCUCUGUUACGGCAAGGAGAAGAUCCCUGGAAGGUAGCAAAAGAAAGUGCCCGGAGGCUCCUCUGCAGGUUGAAAAAGUGGUCUUAA